Molecule: messenger RNA, 4608 nt
Organism: Xylaria bambusicola
Lineage: Eukaryota; Fungi; Ascomycota; Sordariomycetes; Xylariales; Xylariaceae
Exons: 1
Coding region: 112-4071 (1319 amino acids)
Biological process (GO): positive regulation of TOR signaling
Molecular function (GO): protein binding
Source: RefSeq, a predicted model, not a curated record
CUGUCCCCGGCUUAUCGAGCCCAACAAAUCAUACUUCACCUGUCCGAAUCAUGACGCCAUCUCGGCUGUCUCCUCAACCGGCCGAACUGCGCCAUCAUCGUUGCCAACGCCAUGUAUAAUCAAGGCAAGAUCAUCAAGAGGCUUCUUGGCCGUCCAAAUACCGACAGUCCCAACGAUGCGAGUCUCGCUGCCGCCAACUCCCACAAUCCCCAAACAUACCGCCCAAAUGCCUCGCAAAACGCCGUCUACUCUUCUUCCGUUCCUGCCGCCUGCCUCGACCGGUCUCCCGAUGGCCGAAUCGCUGUCUUGGGCGGCCGGUACGUGCUCAAGACUAUCCAUAUAGACGGGUUGAGUAUCAAGGACGGUAUCGAUGUGCGCGCUGCCAUUACAUCUCAGUUCGCAAACAAGAGCAGCGCGGGCAGCCUUGCCUCAGAACAAUUGUCUAUAAAAGACGUCAAAGUGGCUGCUCAUCAUGGCGCCGAGCCUACCAUCUUCACCGCAUGCGCCAAUGGCAAGAUCUUCAUGUAUGAUAUCAACCGCCUUGCUUCGGGCUUGAGUUUGGAUUUCAUCCAGUCAUCUGAUGGUUCGCGACAAGUCAACAAACUCGACUUUAAUCCACACCGAGGCACGUGGAUGCUAUCCGGAGGCCAGGAUGGUGUCGUGCGCUGCUUUGACGUCAAGGCACCAGUUCAUGGACGCAAUGGCCUAACAUUUCGAACUUUUCAAGCCUUGCGAUGCAAUGCUGACGGCGUUCGUGAUCUGAAGUGGGCACCCAAGGAUGGCAUGAUGUUGGCCUGCGCCACUGAAUCAGGCGCAAUAUUGAAAUGGGACAUCCGCAGGCCUACCAACCCUUUGCUAAAAAUCAACGCCCACGACACACAAAAGGGGGUCUCUUCAAUAUCAUGGCACCCUGACGGCGACCACCUCAUCAGUGCUGGAUUUGAUGGGAAAUGCUAUGUAUGGGACCUAUCCAAAAACGCAGAAAAGAGACAAAAGCCCAAAUGGACAAUUAAUGCUCCAGCACCUGUAACCUCCGUCUCGUGGCGACCAGGACUCUGGUCUGCUACUGCGCAGGGACGGCGGGCUGCGCAAGUUGCGGUAGCCUAUAAUGAAGGUAGUAAUCUGAGGAAUGGCAUUAACUCCGUACAUAUCUGGGAUCUCGCGCGCCCAACGAUGCCCUACAAGGAGAUUGAUAUGUUUGAAGCCUCACCAAGUGCCCUUCUCUGGCACGACCAGGACUUACUCUGGGCUGCGGGUCAAGACGGGUUCGCACAAUGUGAUGUUGCUUUCGCUCCCAAAGUCAUGGACCGUCAACCCCUUUCAAGCCUUGAUUUUUCUGCUCGAGGAGAGGUUCUUAUGUUUCUCGAAGAGAGAACCCAAGUAACAAGGCCCCGAGUGACAGUCAAAGCACAUGACAUCCUUCCCAAUUCCUCGUUUAGGUCUAGUCCAACUGGUCAGAUGCUGAGCAUCAGCCGCAGUGACUCCGAAGAAGAUGUUAUUGGUAGCUUCUUGGGCCCAAAACGUCGGACUAGUGGGAAGCGACGAAGUACACAUCGACCAGCACAAUCACUUAGUACAACUCCACCGUCGGGGCCAGGAAUUGAAGAUCAGGUCAUAUCGUUAGAGCAAGCAAUCAAGUUGACUGCUCCCUUCAAACCACAGCAAGUGAUGGCGGUUGGACGUAUUCCGGCUAGUACCUCAGUCAGCACAUAUCAUUUUCUCUCGCAGCAAUAUCUUGAGAUUCUUGAAGCAGAUCUCCCAAACUCAGAAGAUGCGGGGUUACUUGAUCAGAGGGUUCUGAAGAUUAUGUCCAGAUACGCUCGUGCCGCUGAAAGUGUGAGCCAGUUUCGCCUGGCACAAACAUGGCGCUUGUUAUCUUAUGCAAUCAACCUGCUUCUGGCAAGCCGGGCAAGAUAUCACUUAGAGUAUCGUCUUAACGGUACCGAGGGCACACCGGUCUCCGAGAAGGAAGCUGACGCGAAGCCCGUAGUUCCAAAAGUUCAUUCAUCUUCUCAGCUUCGCCUUAGUGGUGGAGAAACCCCAAGACCGCCAACAUCAGUACCAUUUAUGGACACUCAUCCAAUUCCAGAAAGAUUACGACUCAUUGAAGAGAUUGAUAAUGAGUCCAACAUAAACACUCCCCUUGCUCGGCCAAUCCAAGAGGACCAUGUCGUAUUUGAGAACUCCAGUACUGCGAAGAAGUUGACUCCAGUUCAUGAGGUUGAGGACUUCAACCUGCCACCAGCAGUCCAUUCUGGAACUGCUAGCGUUCGCCGGCGACUGGAUUCUACUACUUUAUCUACAAUCAGUCAAGAAAGUCAGGAAUCGAGUAUAGAAGGAUAUGACUUUUAUGAUGUAGAAGCCAUUGAAACACUGCCAAUUCCCAUCGACGUACCGAAGCAGAAGAAAGAGCCAUUGAGAAUUGACCCAAUAGAACCAAGGUCUCCUAAUAGUCGCCGAAAGCCUGCAGUGAGGCUCAACUCAGACGAAAGUUUUAUGCAAAUGUUCUCGCUAUCAGAUACGAGUCGCCAAGCCUCGCUCCUUGGAACAUCAUCUGGAGGGAGCGUACAGCAAACGAGGAGCGUCCUGCAGCGAAAUGAAUCGGGAGGCAGCGAAGCUGAAUUUGCCAGCAGGAUACGGGGCCGGCAAAUUGACGACUCCCCAGUACGCCACGAUUGGCCGCUACCCCGGCCCCUAGAGAGGUAUGAGUCGGACGUCUUAACAGAUGAUUUCAUGAUCUCUCAAGCAACUGCAGACACCGUCGAGAGUGACCUGGCGGAUGUCAUUGAAGUCAAUCAACAACCCGCAAAACCCAGACCUCAUCCACUGGCCAUUCACGAUGCAGCAUCUCGAAUCAAUCAAAGUGCUUCUCGACCUGAGAAUCAUCCAUCACCCACCAUUACAGAAACCGACUUCUUGCCUUGGGACGACGACCCCCCUUAUCCAUAUCGAGCCGGCUCUAGCACUUCCCCUAAUCAUAAAACACCACCCAUCCAGCCGUACGAAAUUGUAGCACAAGCAGUUGCCUUUGAGUGUAAACGCUCAGCUUUGAAUGCGUCUGCCAUGAUUUUACUCUUAAGGCCUCUUUUACCUGGCAAUAUCAUCGACGCACACCAAGCUGCCGCAGUGCUAAGGCAACACCACUCUCGCCUCAUGAAUAUGAAACUUUUUGUUGAGGCUGCAAUGCUCCGGAAUCUCUGUCUUCGUGGCUGGCCUUCUGGCAUUGAGAUCUGGGGUGAGAACUACAGUUCCAUAUUUCGCCCUGCUCAAGAGCGAGUUUCAGUUGGAUUCUCAUGCGCCCGAUGCCACAAACCUCGUGAGUUAAGCCGCUCUUCAGCUGAAGGAUCCGAAAUCUGGAAGUGUGAGCGUUGCUCUGCACUUGUAGCCCCUUGCGCAGUUUGUGGGCACCGUGAGGCGGCGACGGAAUCGACAUCUCUCACAAUUGAAGAAGGGCUUGGUGCAGCUUCUACCCAGGCUAAAGGCUCUAGCCUCUCGGUUUGGUGGUAUUGUCCCGGGUGUUCACAUGGUGGUCACGCUAGCUGUCUCCAGGAGUGGCACGCACCCAUAGCAUUGUCGGGGAUGAAUACACUCCUUGAGGCUACGAGGACAGAGUUAUUCGAGGAUGACUCACCGCAGACAAACAGCGAUGGUUGUUGUCCCUUUGACGGUUGCGGCCAUGCUUGCCUUCCUGGGAGAUGGCGGAACGAAAACAGUACAGCACGGACCGAAGAGCUGGGGCGGGCCGUGCGGGAACAGUACCGCGGCGUGAUCACUGAUCUUAAAAAGGUUGACAAUAAACAAACACUAGCGGGAGAAGCGCCACCCAUCCCUACUCCCGCCAGUAGCGUGAGAGGUGAUACUCUCGAAAUACCUCAAAGUCGAGCUGUGGAGACAGUUCGCGAAGUUCUCGCCAGCAAUAAUCACGAGAAAAGCGAGAAGCCCGGCGGUUUAAUGGGCAUCUUAAGCUCCAGUCCCGGGCGGGGCGGUAGUUUUGGCACCAGCAAUGGAGGGGUCGAAAGGGAACGCAGGAAGAGCGUCAAGUUCGCGGGGCCUACAGGUGAUCGGCGGUAGUGGCGCCGUUCUCUGGCUCAAAGCGAAAAUGGAUGAUAUGUUCUACAGGGGGUCAGGAGGCCCACCGCACAGCUUCCCCUUUGCAACACCAUAAUCGAAGCAUACACGCAGCGGACUCGAUUAAAAUUACCACCCUCCGCCCUAUUAUAUACUACUACGUUACUUGAUUAAAUAAUUGUUUUCUUUUUACAUUAUUUAUAUAUAUAGUAUUACUAUUAGGCUAAUUCCUAAUUAAUCUUUAAACCCUAUAAGGGUUAUAUUCAACUACCUGGUAUCAAGGUCUCUAUCUACGUUGGCUAGCUGCGAAUAGCCUCACAUCCUCCCUAAUAUAAGCCAUAUAAAUAACCCAGAGUGUGUGUGCCCCUGCGUAGCUGUGGAAUGAUGAGGACGGGGCCAAUUUUGGUUACUGCAAGGGCAUCAGAGAGCUAGGACAUUAUCAUUGAUACCCUUCGGCCACAAUCACAACGCAUAAUAAUGUAAUACAUAUCAUAGAGAGCCCAUGGCACUAUUUGUACAAUAUAAUAUGUUCAAUAAUUA